GUCACAGAAAAUGACAUUUUGUGUUUACUGACAAAUUUAUAAAAAAUACUUUGGAACAGGAAUAGAUCAUGCCUGGUGGUUCUGUAAACGGAAGGCCUUUCAGAGAAAGUAAAGACAGCUUCGAAAAAACUGGAAUUCCAUGCGGGAAUCCUAAGAGAUUUCACAGUCAGGAUGUGCUCAGAUUUUCAGGCCAACAGACGACUAAGAUCAAAGACUUAUCUGGUCCCGUGGAAGAUAUUGAAACAGAAGCACAGAGACAGCUGAAGACAUUAUUGGACAAACAACUCAGAACACAAACUACAUUAAAAGAACAGCUUGCACAAAGUCGUAAGUUUACUAAUAGUACCUUGUACGAACCAACUACAGAUUCUGUCACUGGUAUUAUAGAUUUGUCUGAUUAUAAAGUACUCGAAGAGCAAGACAGCAGAGUUAAUGAAUUACGAUUAUGCGGUCUAAGUGACGAUGAAAUAAGACUCAAAUUACAAACAGAGGAUGGAAUUAUGGGAAGCAAGAAACCAAGACUUGGACAGGAACCAUCAUAUCUACAAGAUAAGCUUGCAGAAAUUGAUAGAAAAAUAGAGACACACACAAAAUCAUUGACAAUGGCGGAUACAUUUUAUGGUCAAGCAAAUGUUGGUAGGCAUGCUAUGGAUUUAGAAAAGUCUCUUGUCAAAUACAGUACUGAUAAUAAACGUUUAAGUUCUAUGUUGAUAAAAAAUAAAUUUUCGUCAGACUUUCCACACCCUGAGCAUCCUAUGAAUCAUAUUCCAGAAAUUUUAGAAGAGAUUGCCGGGAAGAAAUUAUUAAAUAAGAAGCAGCACAGAUUGAAAAAGCGUAAUAAUACUGAAACUAACAGAAACUCUGAAGAACUAUUUACUGCUGAUACUGAUAGAAAUGAUAGUCUCGAUGACGUUUGCAGUACGGUUGAGGGAAUUGUGUCUACCUCUUCAUGCCGAAAUGAACAGGAAAGUGAAAUAAUUGGUUGUAAAACCAGAGAAGACUCAGUUAUAGAUAACCGCUUAUCUGUCGAUGUUGAAUGCAGUGAUGAUAAACAAUCCCAAAAUUGUAAUGGUGAACUUCAGACAACUAAAAAACCCGACAAUACAAGUGUUAAUAACAAAAUUGUACUUGGUAUGGUAAAUCAAAUUCCACAAUGUGAUAUUAUUGCAAAUAGACUUUCAGUUGAGGAAAUACGUAAACUUCCGAAGUUUGAAAAUUAUGAAGAAGGGAGCCAAAAUAAUGUUUUAUAUUUGAAGAACCUGCCUAAUAGAAUAUCAGAAAAUGAGCUAGGCUCUUUGUUUCUAAGAUUCCAAGUGUCCAACUGUUCUCCAAUAAAAUUCAGAAUUAUGAGUGGAAGAAUGAGAGGUCAAGCGUUUGUAACACUUGACAGUAAAGAGACUGCUUCAGAAGCCCUUGGUCUUGUAAAUGGAUAUAAAUUACAUGAUAAACCCAUCAUUAUACAGUAUGGAAAGAACUGAAAGAUGAAAUGGUUAAGCUAAAAACAAUAUCUCAAUUUAGCCUAUUUUACAAAGGACACACAAGGAGAAAUGUCUUUAAAGAUGUCAAUUAUAGCUUUAACUUAUAUAAUGUUAUUUUUACAUUUUUAUGCUAAAUUCCUUUUUUGGGAUGUAAGCUAAUUGUUUCUUUUUAGACUUUAUGACACAUAUAUACUGGAUAGUUAAAUGCAAGAAAUAUGUAAUAUAUACACUACCUCUUUCACAAAUGUCUAAUAUUUUUCCAUUUUUUUGUUUUCAUGCCUCUCUGUAAGCUGAUUAUGUUAAUUUGAUCAUUUUACUUGAUAAUUUGAUUUCAAAUCGGCAUUUGAACAUAUUUUUUAUUAAUUUAGUUUGGUGAUUUACAUCGAGAACACACGCGAACGGCUACCAGUGCUCCCGCAAUAACUUAAAAUAACUUUGACGAAAUCUUUUCAUAUUUAAAUAUGUUCUUUCCAAUUACUACAUGGACAUCAAUUUCGAUUUUCAUGAUUUUAGCUUUUAUCGUUGUUGGGUUGUACACCUUUAAGUAGCGAAAAGUGAUACUUAGAUUCAUUUUGGCCUUUCCAUUUCUAAGACCUACCCACAUUCAUUUUAUUUUUCAAUUGAUCCUAUUUGAGUCUAUAUUUGCAAAUAUCAUUUUAUUGCAGAAAAUCCUAUUUGCUGUUGAUUGAACAGCCUCUUGUAUCGUAUGUGUUUGUCUAAGGUCAAGUGCAACCCUUAAAGAUCCUUUGGUCUUUGUAGGUUUAACUUGUUCGAAUUGAAGUUGCAUAUCCUAAAGUAAAGUUAAAUACUUCAAUCAUUUAUUUCUAUUCCAUACCAAUCCUACCGUAAAAUUGGGAAUGAUUGCUGAUGCUACUUAAGGGUAAUCAGUUCUUGCUCCACUAGUGGCCUAAUCAUAUGACAAGUACAAGUUAAGGGAUAAGUUGCAUUGGUAUUACAUCCUUUCAAAUUAAAAAAAAUCAAAACACGUUAAUUGAGGACAAGCAAUAAUUUUUAGGUUUCAAAAUCAAAACGUUAUACAAUUCAACAUGAAGGCUUAGCUGUAAAGUUUUCAAUAUACAAUUUAUCACGUAAGCUCACAUAUCAAUUGUACAAUUUGGCAUCUAUAUCCAAACGUGCAAUGUCGAAUCCGAAGUUUUGCUGAGAACUUUGCAGACAGUUUCAUAUUUAUAUCAAAUUACAACUUGCAAGUUGUCCAAGUAAGGAACGUUGUACUAUACGGAGGUUAAGUGACAUUAAAGAAUAA
Messenger RNA from Mytilus trossulus (common blue mussel), 2742 nucleotides. Its product is annotated as RNA-binding protein 41-like. Lineage: Eukaryota; Metazoa; Mollusca; Bivalvia; Mytilida; Mytilidae. Gene Ontology annotation, biological process: mRNA splicing, via spliceosome. Gene Ontology annotation, cellular component: U12-type spliceosomal complex. The transcript is spliced from 6 exons. The coding region runs from base 69 to 1478 and encodes 469 amino acids. Gene Ontology annotation, molecular function: pre-mRNA intronic binding; U12 snRNA binding. The record is from RefSeq and is a predicted model, not a curated record.